CGCGCCCUACCAAACUUCGUGUUGUUGGAUUUCGUAAGAUCAUGUGACUUCGAAGAUCGUUAUGGAAGAUAGUUCUAAUAUACCUGUUGCAGCCGGUGACCCACCACCGACUGAUUCCGAAAACAAUGUUGUACAACAAGAGGAAAAGUGUGAGAACGGAGGACCCGCAAUUAGUGACGAAUCAGGCAAUAAAGAUGAGAGUGGCAUAAUUGUUGAAGGUCUUAUAGCAAACAAAAAUGUAACUGUUGAAGUGAAAGAAGCGUCAGUGGUGAAUGAUUUGUGUGAAAUAAACGAUGACGCUCGAUCAUUGGGUGAUUUGGAGAGCUUGCCGGCGGGAGACGAAUUAGCAUUGGGCGCUGCGGGCAGCGACAGUGGAGUGGAAGGCUGUGGGCGAGCACUCAGUAGCGGAGGGGGGUCUCGAUCAUGCGCUUCGAGUGUGGUGUCUUGCGGAUCCGGCUGCGGUUCAGAGAGUUCGUCAUUGGCAGGAGCGCCCCCUCGACCGCGUCGCCGUGUGAACGUCGCCGUCGCAGAACCGAAACGCAGUUCUCCCAUCGGUUCGUCUACUCCUCGUCCAGUCACGGCCCCUCGAGGUCCCAAUCUUGCAACACGAGAUCGCGCAAGAAGUCGAGAGAAACCGACUCCGCCUGAAAAACCCAGACCACUGACGCCUAAACCUCGUAUCCGUCCGACCACAGACUUGCCUAACCUAGUUCGCGAGAGCCCUGCCCUGCGUGCUAAACCUACUAAGACCUCCACGGCCAGAUGUAGAACGCCUAGUUCACCGUGUGAGGAGAAGAAGUGGCCGACUAAUGGGCAAAGGUUGACACCUGUUACUGACGCCAAUGCUGCUCGGAUAGCCGCCGACAAAUACGGGACUCUACCUCGGAGACGCCGGGAAGACACUGAAGGUUCGCCGAAACAUGACAGCACACCACCAUCUUCUAGGAGACCAACUGUCACACGUUCCGUGUCGUCGAGGUCGACGACGAAAACGAGAGUUCGGAUAUACGCGGAAAAGAUCUCACAAACAGUAUUGGUAGGAACUGAUAUUGAAUCAGCGCUGGCUGGGGUCACACCUAACAUUGAAAAUCGCGUGGAAGUGACUCGUUGUUCCCGUGGGGUGCAAGCAAACGCACGCGACUCGGAAACGGCGAGGCUGACGGCAGCGGCUGCGGCGGCUGAAGCUGCGGCGGCCGAAGAACGCGAGCGACGCGUGCAUGCUGAGACACAGCUGUCUGCCGAACGUGCUGCCCGUCUUGCAGCCAUUGCAGAACUUGAGAGAAACUCGCAGCGAUUGUUGGAACUUGCUGGAGCUGGUGCUGGCGCCGGCGCCGACGGAUGCCUACGCGCAUUAGAAGAGCAGUUACGUUCGACGGGCGAGUUGGCAGCCAAACAACGCGGUGAGAUCGACGCAUUACGAGCACACUGUGACAAAUUGCAUGCGGAAGCCUGCAAUGCGCGUGAAUCUGCAAGAUCGUUAAGCGCUCGCUUGGCGGAAGCAGAACGCGAAGCAGCCGAGAUGCAGGACUUUUUGGCCGCCGAGACAGGAGCAUUGAAUGAUUCUCUGAGAGACGCCGAGACCGAGCUAGCCAGGGUCAACGCGGACCUCGAGAGAAGACGCGCAGAGUGCCGCCAGCUGGUGCGCAUGUGCGAGCAGCGGCGGCAGGAGACGCUGGCGGCGGCGGCGCGCGCGCGCAGCGGCGGCGGCGCGGCCAAGGGGCUGGACGCACUCGCGCGCCGCCUGCGCGCCCUCACCGACGCCGUGCUGCGCGCCUACGCGCUGCCGCCCGACGCCGCCUUGCCCACCGUCUACCACAACGACGCUUUCAGCCGAAGCGACAGCGGCGAAGCCCUGUCCCCGGAGGACGAGCCCCGCGGCGGGCUCCUGGCGGCAGUGGCGCGGGCGCUCCGCGCGGCGCCCCCCCUGCCGCAGCCCGCGCCCGCGCCGCCUCGCACGCACACGCCCCACACCCCGCACACCCCGCACACGCCCCACGCGGCCGACGACGACCGUUCGCGCAUGUCCGACGACAACGACAACUCCGCUGACCUCUUGGACUCGGAGACCGAGCCGUGUCUUGUUACCGAUCCAGAAUACGCAGAGGAAUGGUGGUCCGGCGCAGAGGGGGCAGGCGGUGCAUGGAGCGGCGAGGAACUGUCUCCCGAAAGAGAAUCAUGCGGAGACAUCGACCAGGCCGAGUCCCCAGUGUCAGAGCGCGACUCCCUCCGCAACCUCUCCGCGGCUAUCGCCCACAGACAUCGCUCCGAAGCUGAAGACGCUGAAAGAGGGUCCCUACUAGAGCGCGUGCUGGCACUGGAUAAUCGCCUGUCGGAAUUGUUGAGGGCUCUGCGGUUGGCGGCUUCAGCUGCAGCGGUUAACGACGACGCGGAUUGUAUGAGACUCGCAGCUGCUUUGAAAGAUAAAAUAGACAUAACAGAGAAGAAUGUAGCAGAUGUGGUAGUAAAGAAGCUAGCUGAACUCGACGCCAGCAAAAACAUGAUGGAACAGUACCGACAAUCUAUUGAAACGCUCAAAAGACAAGCGGCACAAGCCGGUGAAGUUGACGAGCUGGAAUUUAUAGAAGAGGAGCUGUCAUCAUGCGGUGAGUGUGAGCGCAGACAGCUGUACGAUGCCUUAGACGCGGCUCUGACAGCCCUAGCCUCGAAGCAUCUCGCAGUUCGCGCAUGGCCACGUCUCGCCGCGUUGCACCAACGACUAGAGCGACUUGCCUUCGCUGUCGCCUCACCACCACCCGUCACUGCUCCUCUAACCGUCACUCCGCUGCAUACUACUGCGUAACGUACUGCGAAAGUUACGUCAUUGCAUACUAACUACGCAACAUAGUGUUAAAGUUACACCAUUGCAUACUACUACGUAACAUAUUGUUUAAGUUACGCCAUUGCAUACUACUACGCAAAACACUUAAAGUUGCAUUGCAUACUAAUACGCAACAUGCUGUUCAAGUUACGCCAUUGCAUACUACUAGGUAACAUACUGUUCAAGUUACGCCAAUGUAAUGCGUACUACCAUAUAACGUAUAGCUGAAGUUACGCCAUUGCACACUAUAGCGUCGUAACAUAUUCGUAGUAGUGUUAUACUCUACUGUAUGCCACAGUUAGAGUCGAAGUCACGCCAUCUUUAAAUACUAUGUAUAGAUUAUGCGAUUGCAGAAUACUGCGUAAUUCUAUUCUCUAUCUAUUAGAACUGUUAUUUUUGUCACAAAACGGAGGAAUCUAUUCAUUUGGUAAUAUAUAUAUUUUUCUGUGGGCUGAUUUUAGCAUUAAAAUUAAAUAUUAAUCUACUUAAAUAUAUUGGGAUUAAAUCCGAUAAUCCAAUAUUAUUUGUGAGAAGUAGUGACAAAACAGACAAGUGCAUCAGUGCUAAUGAUAUCUAAGUAAUCUGCUUAAUACAUAUUUUUUAGAACCGAUUCCUACACUUCCAUGUUUUAGAAUGUAACGUUGAUACUAGGAAACAAUUAACAUUUUGUAAGAUGAUUGUGCAUUGGAAGCAUCAAUGGCAUGCCUAGUUAAAAGCUUAGUUAAUGUGGAACCUGCACCUUUCUGGCCUCCGUCCUUUUAUGACAAAGUGGAUUCAUUCCUUGACAUACAGUGCAGUAGAACGAUAGUUUGUACGGGUUGUCACAUUUCAUAGUAACCAUAUUUGAUUUUUUGUAAUUCAUUUAGUAGCAGUAGAGCUCCUAAUGAAAAAUUUCCUCCACCUCACCCAUUUCUGCCGCCAAGGGGCAAUGUGGGCUUUAUUGCGUUCCGGUUUUGAAGGGUUAGGGGUGCUGGUGAACUUAUAGGCACUUGGAACUAGUCAACUUAAGUCUC
Molecule: messenger RNA, 3831 nt
Organism: Hyposmocoma kahamanoa
Lineage: Eukaryota; Metazoa; Arthropoda; Insecta; Lepidoptera; Cosmopterigidae
Gene: corn
Product: chromosome partition protein Smc
Exons: 11
Coding region: 62-2800 (912 amino acids)
Source: RefSeq, a predicted model, not a curated record